Molecule: messenger RNA, 1059 nt
Organism: Trichoderma gamsii
Lineage: Eukaryota; Fungi; Ascomycota; Sordariomycetes; Hypocreales; Hypocreaceae
Product: replication factor C subunit 5
Exons: 3
Coding region: 1-1059 (352 amino acids)
Biological process (GO): DNA-templated DNA replication; DNA repair
Cellular component (GO): nucleus; DNA replication factor C complex; Ctf18 RFC-like complex
Molecular function (GO): DNA binding; ATP hydrolysis activity; DNA clamp loader activity
Source: RefSeq, a predicted model, not a curated record
AUGGCUCUCAUCGUCGACAAGCAUCGCCCACGGUCCUUGGAGGCUCUUUCAUACCAUCAAGAGCUUUCAGACCGACUUCAGUCUCUCGCUCAGAGCGGCGACUUCCCGCAUCUUCUAGUCUACGGCCCAUCAGGAGCUGGAAAGAAAACAAGAAUAGUGGCAACACUGAAAGAGCUGUUCGGCCCUGGUGUAGAGAAGAUCAAGAUCGACGCACGAGUAUUCCAGACGUCCAGCAACCGAAAGCUGGAAUUCAACAUUGUCGCUUCGAACUACCACCUGGAAAUCACGCCGUCCGACGUGGGGCAAUAUGAUCGAGUUGUCGUGCAGGAUCUCCUGAAAGAGGUGGCGCAGACGCAACAGGUAGACCAGUCCGCAAAGCAGCGAUUCAAGGUCGUUGUCAUCAACGAAGCAGACCACCUCACUAGAGAUGCCCAGGCGGCGCUUCGUCGUACAAUGGAAAAAUACUCGCCAAACUUGCGUCUGAUUCUUCUGGCAAAUUCGACAGCGAAUAUCAUUGCACCAAUUCGUUCAAGAACGCUGCUUGUCAGAGUUGCUGCUCCGACGCACGAGGAAAUCUGCGACGUGCUUGCGCAAUCGGCAAAGAAGGAGAACUGGGAAGUCGUCAAAGGCCUGCAUGAAAGAAUAGCUGUGGAGAGUGGCAGAAAUCUUCGUCGUGCAUUGCUAAUGUACGAGGCCGUCCAUGCACAAAAUGAGAAAGUAACAGACACGACGCCUAUCCCGCCUGCAGAUUGGGAGGCACUAAUCGGCCAGAUCGCCAAGGAGAUCAUCGAGGAACACACCCCCGCAAGGAUCUUGCAGGUGCGCGCCAAGCUAUACGACCUACUCACGCACUGCAUCCCGCCCACGACCAUUCUCAAGACUCUCACUUUCAAGUUGCUGGGUCUCAUUGACGAUGGGCUGAAAGGAGAGGUCAUCAAGUGGUCUGCCUUUUACGAGCACCGAAUAAAGACUGGCACCAAGGUCAUCUUUCAUCUGGAAGCAUUUGUGGCCAAAUUUAUGCGCAUCUUAGAAAUGUAUCUGAUGAGCAUGGACAUGUGA